Messenger RNA from Alosa alosa (allis shad), 788 nucleotides. RefSeq lists its product as uncharacterized. NCBI's taxonomy places the organism in Eukaryota, Metazoa, Chordata, Actinopteri, Clupeiformes, Clupeidae. The record is from RefSeq and is a predicted model, not a curated record. The transcript has 6 exons. The coding region runs from base 161 to 679 and encodes 172 amino acids.
UCGAGACAAGCAACUCGGACACCCAACACUGUUACUAAGAACUAAGAAUCCGUGAUAGUCACAAUAUUUUUAGUGCCUGAAUAUGAGUGAAAAAGUGAUGCCUUUCGAUACGAUACUUUAGACUAAAUAGCCUAAAGUGACAAUCCAAGUCGGUGAAACAAUGUCCUGGGAGACAUUCCAACAUGCAGACUCGGCUACGGAACGGAACCAGUUGCUUGUGCCGGAGAUGCGUGACUGGGCUGCAGAAACCCUGAUGAAAAGGUCACUCUUUGCUGCCUUGUGUUGCCGUAAUCGGCAUAAUUCACCAGAUUUUCAGCCAAAGAAGAAAUGUUCUGUGGAACCAAGGGCUGAAUGUAGCUCUACAAAGAGGACCACAAAUAUUGAUGCAGAUCAGGAUCAUGUGAACUUGUCCCCCAUGGUACGCCACCUCGUGGAAAGCAUGACGGAAGAGCAUUGGAGAAUUGUCUGUGAGGCUCUACAUGUGCCUGGGACCAAAGAAGACGUUAGCCAGCUUUGUGCCUGCAUAGUUGCGAAAGUGGUCCGGACGACUCAUUAUUACCUGAUCCCAGCCCUUAGAAAAGUUCUGGGUGUUCCUGUCACAUACGUGAUUCCAUGUGGAACAGCAAGGUUCCUCUCAGGUUCAGGCCAUGAAGACCGAGCUGAGGCAGACUCUGGCUGAGGUCACCAAGGCUCCUGCGUGUGCAGCCGGCCGUCUGGAGAUGGCCCAGGAGGAAGAGACCGCAGGGUGCUGUUUCUUCAGGAUGCCCAAAUUCAAGUUUUCCUUCAAG